AUGAGCGUUGCUAGGCCAGAGACUGCGGCUUCUUAUACUUCUGCGGAGGCCGACGACUCCAUCCAGCCGAUUGCGUCCCGAACGUCUUCGGUAUCUUCUUACAGAACAAACUACAGCGCCUCAACCGCGCCCACCGCAUACUCCUCAUCAUCACCCGCGUCAUCUUACCGUCAAUUUGACUCCGUGAGCUCCAUCCCCAAGUUCACCGAACCAGUCCAGCGUCGAGUACCCCAGGAAGUCUAUGAAGUCAUUAUCCAUCAUUUAGAAGAGCUGCACAAAGGACAGCACCAGACUGGUUGCACGACAUGUUUUCAACGCGACCUGCAUGCUUUGUCAUUGACCUGCCGCUCGUGGGAACGGGCUGUGCGAGGACCUUUAUACAACAGUGUACACAUUGUCGGGAAUGACUCCCCCGCGCAACUGAAGAAAUAUCGCCUGAAGCGAGGCAGCCGCCUCAAGCUGUUGAGAAGAACCCUGCGCGAACGAAAGUUGCUGGCCAACCUUGUUUACGAGCUGCGGGUACCUCAGCUGGAGUUGCUCUUCACCACGACCAAACAAAGUACGCAAUGGCAGGAAUAUCGCGAUUUGGUGGCAUCCGUGGUGAUGGUGUGUCCGAACCUGGAGCGCCUGUUGGGUCUCUCGAUUCCAUACCACCAUGAAUUCGAUCGUUUGACUCAUGCCCUGUCCACUCGGAAGAAGCUGAAAGAGCAUACUUGGGUCUUGGGCGAGGCAGCGGCGGUAUCAGAGGGGUCUCCUCGCGACGACUCCUGUCCAGGGAGCUUGGGUCCUUCGCAAAUGUUCGAGUUUCUGGAUUAUCACACCUCCUGGUCCAAUCUGGAGACAUUGAUGCUUUAUGGAUUGAAUGGGAAUGGAGCACUUGAGCCUAGUGUCUCUCUCCGCAUGUUCAACCUUCUUCCUUCGCUGCGAAACCUGUGUGUUUCUUCCUUCGACAAAGAUUCCUUUGAUGACAGCACAUUACUCUGUCUGCCACCCCUGGAAUCAUUGAGGCUGGAAAAUUUACCUGGCGUCACAGAGACUGGUCUCACACAGUAUGCCUCCCGAUCGGAAUCGUCAUCUCUCAAGACCCUCGUCCUGGUGGAGCAGAAUAUCGAGUCAUUGCUGGCCAUCUCCAAGAUUCUUUCCUCACUACGAAGUCUCGAACGGUUCAAGAUUGUGCAGACUGAAAAGUGUCCAACUCUCCCAGAUGAGGACAUGAUCUUCCAACCUAUUCUUGCUUCCUCCACCCUCAAAUACCUUCACUGGGAUGUUGCGUGCCCAGACCCCCACGCAGCUCUCACUCAACUCGAUACCCUCCCCUUCCAAAAGUCCUCCAAACCAUCCAACACCCCUAACUCCCAUCUCGCCCAAAGCAUCAUUUCCGCAGGCUUCCCCGAAUUGGAGGCCCUCCGUGCGCCCUCCGACGUGGAGCCCCCCGGUGUUCUCCAAGCGGCCUGCCGACCCAUCACCAAAGGCCAAGCCCUCCUCCGACCCGAUCGAUACAGUUUACCCCGGAGCUCCCACGGAUCCGUCAACACUCGACCCCUUGCACUACCAGCCGGCAACAAUUUAACCUCAGCACGCAUCCGCGCUCAAACUUUUAUCGACAUGGCCGCCAAGGAUACCGAAUCAGGAAUGCCGGUUUUGAUUCAGGACUGGUCAGAUGGAUUUGUGCCCGACAAUGCCCAGGCUUCUCAAUUUGAAGAAGACCCCGACCAAGAACUGGACGACUAUGGGAUCUGGGCCGCCUGCGAACGCUACAAACACCAAGAAAACGACCACAGUGGACCUAAAACCGUCUACCAGUUCAACAUGCCCACAUUCAUGGGUCGAAGUGGAAUGCGGGACCCUGCGACAGGCGCUUCAAUCCCGCACUUGGUCCUGCGCCCUGACAUCACAGGCCAGGAGUCGGACGGUGGCUUGAUUGGGUGGAAGCAGUUACUGGCCUCCAAUCAGUCACUGUCGUAUGCUGCAGGUGUGGGCGUUAACUGCUUCGGCAGUGAUGUACCUGCUCCCCCUCCACCAGAAGAAAUCAAUUCUCCAGCAUCCACUACAUCCAAAUUUGGCUGGGGCAGCCUAAGUGGUCGCUCCAUGAUGGGUACAUCGCCCACAACACCCACCACGCCAAUCACACCCAUGAGCAGUGUCUCUGGCUCUGUCUUGCCCUGGGAUAAAGAUACAUGCACUGGAUCCUGGAACCACAAAACAGGCCGGGACUGGUGGUUCCAUAUGGAGCGCGAUCGCCCAGGCAAUUCAGAGCUCAUUGAUAUCAAGCAGCUUUUCUAA
Penicillium salamii is the source of this 2283-nucleotide messenger RNA. NCBI's taxonomy places the organism in Eukaryota, Fungi, Ascomycota, Eurotiomycetes, Eurotiales, Aspergillaceae. The record is from the annotation of a GenBank genome assembly.